Molecule: messenger RNA, 4635 nt
Organism: Tachysurus fulvidraco (yellow catfish)
Lineage: Eukaryota; Metazoa; Chordata; Actinopteri; Siluriformes; Bagridae
Gene: edem1
Product: ER degradation enhancer, mannosidase alpha-like 1
Exons: 12
Coding region: 158-2035 (625 amino acids)
Biological process (GO): carbohydrate metabolic process; mannose trimming involved in glycoprotein ERAD pathway; endoplasmic reticulum mannose trimming
Cellular component (GO): endoplasmic reticulum; membrane
Molecular function (GO): calcium ion binding; mannosyl-oligosaccharide 1,2-alpha-mannosidase activity
Source: RefSeq, a predicted model, not a curated record
GGGCUUGGUUUGUUGACAGGAAGUGUGACUGUGCGUUUGAAAAGCUCGAAGCGUAAAGUAAAACUAGGUUACGGUUCCUCAGUUAGCGCUUCGAUACGUCGGAAUAAUCAACAACGUCAACGUGAAUUAUGAUGUUGACAGCAACCGUCAAGCAAAGAUGCAAUGGAGGUCAAUAGUAGUGGGUCUUCUUGUGCUCCGUGUGGCCCUGAACUGCAUCCUGUGGCUCGCUUUCGGACUCGGACCCAGCUGGGGCUUCAACUUCCCGCUCCAGUUCAGCUUCAACCUGCACAAACACACAGAACCUCCGACAGACGGAGACCAGAGGGUCAACAGCUGGUCACAGCGUGUGUACGACAACAACAAGGACCAUCCAGUAGGAACCUGCUCAAAGAUCAACCAUAACACGCCAAAGAAAUCUUACCUCAGCGUCUUUAAAGCCAGUAUAGACGACUAUGAUAGAAAGUACGGCUCUUUUCCUGACGCCCUCAGGAUUAAAAUGAAGGGAAUGGCCAGGGACAUGUUCUACUUCGGCUAUGACAACUACAUGAAAUACGCUUUUCCUGAAGAUGAGCUAAACCCCAUCGACUGUGAGGGCAGAGGACCUGAUGUACUAAACCCGUCGAACAUCAACAUCAAUGACGUGCUUGGCAACUACUCCCUGACACUAAUUGACACUCUUGAUACUCUACUGGUGCUGGGGAAUGUGUCAGAGUUUCAUCGUGCUGUCAAACUGGUUAUAAACACUGUCAGUUUUGACAAGGAUUCCACAGUACAAGUGUUUGAGGCCAACAUCAGAAUCCUGGGCAGCCUAAUCUCUGCUCACAUUCUCCUGACCGAUUCCCGGCACCCGUUUGGAGACGCGGGGCUUGAAGAUUACGACAAUGAGCUCCUGCAUAUGGCCCAUGACCUGGCGGUGCGGCUGCUACCCGCGUUUGAGAACACCAGCACCGGCAUCCCCUACCCCAGGGUGAAUCUGAAAAGUGGCGUGCCUCCUGACAGCAUAAACGAGACGUGCACAGCAGGAGCGGGCUCUCUUCUGGUCGAGUUUGGCAUCUUAAGCCGACUGCUUGGAGACUCAACGUUUGAGUGGGUGGCAAGGAGGGCUGUCAGAGCUCUAUGGAAUCUGAGAAGCAACCAAACGGGGCUGCUGGGGAAUGUAGUAAACAUCCAGACGGGUCAGUGGGUUGGGAAACAAAGUGGCCUGGGUGCAGGCAUGGACUCUUUCUAUGAAUACCUGCUGAAGUCUUACAUUCUCUUUGGAGAAAAAGAAGACUACAAGAUGUUCAUGGCUGCUUAUGACAGCAUUCAGAGCCAUCUGAGGAGAGGGAGAGAGGCUUGUAAUGAAGGAGAAGGCGACCCUCCACUUUACGUAAACGUGAACAUGUUUAACGGACAGAUCAUGAACACAUGGAUCGACUCUCUCCAGGCAUUUUUUCCCGGUCUGCAGGUUUUAAAUGGAGAUGUGGAAAACGCCAUUUGUCUCCAUGCCUUCUACUAUGCAAUCUGGAGGCGUUUCGGGGCAUUGCCAGAAAGAUACAACUGGCAGCUGCAGGCUCCAGAUGUGCUCUUUUACCCUUUAAGACCUGAGCUAGUUGAAUCUACAUACUUGUUAUAUCAGGCCACCAAGAAUCCUUUCUAUUUACAUGUCGGCAUGGACAUACUUGAGAGCCUUGAAAAGAAUACCAAAGUCAAAUGUGGCUAUGCCACACUCCAUCAUGUUGUAGACAAGUCCAAGGAGGAUCGUAUGGAGAGUUUCUUUCUCAGUGAGACCUGCAAAUACUUGUACCUGCUCUUUGAUGAAGACAACCCUCUGCACAAGUCUGGGAGCAAAUAUAUUUUCACAACAGAAGGCCACGUAGUGCCCAUAGACCCACGUUUUAGACAGAAAAAGUGGGAAGAACAUGUCUCCAAGUUCACCAAGGAACCUCCAGCCAACAUCAGCAAUUGCGAGAGGAUCCCUGAGGAGCGGCGCUACGGUCUUCCUCUGAAGAGCGUGUACAUGAGACAGAUUGACCACAUGGUUGGACUUUCAUGACCUUAUCAGUUGAGGUUUAAUACAAAGUCUCAACUCUCUGGAGAGGUUUAGAAGUGUUGGCUGUCCAAACUGAGAAAUUGUUGUUAUUAUUAUCAUUAUUUUGUGUUUUUGUUUUUGUUUUUUUUUUGCACAAGAACCUCAUAGGAUGCAUUUAACAUCUCAGUGGUCUAGCACCUUUGUUCUGAUUUGUUAGUCUGGAUCAACACUGUAUUCAGUGCAAAGAAUCUUUUACAAGGAAACACUUCAGGGGACGUGACACAAAUCCGUACAGUUCCUCAAUGAUUUUAACAUUGUUAAUAGUGAAUUGAGACUGCAUUCCACUCUUUUAAUAUACUUUUGUCAACUUCACUCUUACCAGUUCCCAAUCUGUCACUGUUUUAAAGGUCAUUCCAGUAGUUUGUCUCAAGUGAAAUUUGAUAACGAAUGCCGUGGCAGUCUGAGGGAUCAGAGUAGGGGAAUGUAGUAGCCUAGUGGUUAAGGUGUUGGGCUACCAAUCGGAAGGUUGUGAGUUUGUAUUUUAGGUCCACAAAGCUAGCAAGCAAGGCUCUUAACCCUUAAUUGCUCAGUUGUUUAAAAUGAGCUAAAAAUGUAAGUCGCGCUGGAUAAGAGCGUCUGCUAAAAGGCCAUAAAGGUAAUUGUAGUAGACUUCAUCUCACCCAUUUUUUUUCUUUUCAAACUUAUACACAUAGCCCAUCAAUCUUGUUCCAAAGGUAUUAGAAUUUUUACAUCGAUCUGUAAGAAGCUCAUCGUGCGAUGCAGGUUAGGCACGUCUGACUCGUGAGGGGAGGCCUCUGAGAACGUGCUUAAGAACCUUAUUCAUAGACAACGUAGCUCUGUAAGAUUGUUUUCAGCAUUUGAUUUUAUGUCUUUCUUCAGGGUCUGACUGGUGCUCUAAGAGUAGCAGUGUUCUUACUCCAUGAUUUAUAACCAGUAUUUCAGUGCCAAAUUUUAUCCCAUGCGACGGACCCUUGACAGUUUUGUGGUAUUUUGUUGAGCUUCCUUGUGAGUAGCUGGUCUUAGCUUGAGCUUCCGGUUCAGAUGUUCUGACAAACUUGUACCGUGUGCCUUCCAGAAACAUGCAGCAAAUAAAACUGUUUACAGGAUCUUUGUUCACUUAGCAAUACCUUGUUAUUCUGUGCUUUUGCUGAUGAAUCUUACAGUAGCUUGCAUUCUGUUGCAGUGCCACAUCAUAGACAUGAUGGUUUUUUCCCCUCACUGUAGUCAAUCUUUUAACUUUAUCCCCACAUUAGAUUUUCUUUGCACUGCGGCUGGUAAUUUAGUGACAAUAUUUUGUUGUAUCAUUAUUAUUAUUAUCCUUUUUUUCCUCUUUCAUUUUUUUAAUCCAAAGUCUCAUAUUUAUGAUGACGGAAUAGCCACACUAUGGCGCAAGCGUGUGCCUUAUACAGCUCUGCAUAGUCCUCAGGAUCAACUGUGUUUUUUUUUUUGUUUUGUUUUUUUUUCCUCCAUGAAGUAUUCAUACAGUAAUAUUUGGUAUGAAAGGCUGACAUGAAUUCUGUGCGUAAGAUGACUAACAUAGAAAUCAUGGGAUAACUAGCAAGGUAUUUGUAAAGAUUUCAAUGUUUGUACUGAGGUGUGAUUUCAGAGCAAAAGCCAUAAAACAGGAUUUUGUGUUUUCUUCGGGGCUCUCGAUCAAAAUAUUCUCAGAGAACAACUUUUCUAAUGUUCUCUGUUGUUGAUGGACUUUUAUCUUGAUUGAUUUUACUUAAUGGUUGGUUUCAUUGUCAUGAUUCCAUGACCAUCACUGAAUAAUGUGAUGGAUUAUAUAUGUGAAAAUUAAUGUGUGAUGUUUCAAAAGGAGUUGAUUAAAUGUGCAAUGAGACAUUUUAAGGACUUUAAGAGUUCCUGAAACUGAAAUGACACUGAGUGUUAUUCAUUACUAAAACGUCAUUAAUUUGAGAAACUAUUGAACAAUGCUUAUGUCGUGUAUUACAUACAGUCUGACAGACUGAAACAAUUACACAUAUAUUUCUUUUUUCUUGUUCUGGUAUUGCAAAUUAAUCAGAUCACCUUUUGAUGAAUCAUCUCUAUCCUGAUGGAAGUGACCUCAUCCACAAUGAUAAUGUCCUCAUCUACAUGGCACGAGGGCUUUCUGAACGGUGUAAUGAGUAUGAAAAUGAAGUAACUUGCACGCUAGGGUGUUUACAGUCACCAGACCUUAAGCCAGUGGAAGCACAUCCCCUGAUCACUGCUGAAAGGAAGAUUUUGGAAUGAAAUGUUAGUGAAGAGGGAAUAUCAUUGUGUUCAUCCAUCCAGUACAGAUCCAGUGACUUGCAGGAUCUACUCUGAUGGAGGCCCAAUCGUCAUUUUAUGUCGGGUUUUGCCUUUAAUAUGUCAAAUGUCUGUUGAUUAAAGAACCAGGAAUUCAGUUUUGCUGGAAUUGAAUGACAACUUUUAAAAACUUCAAUUAAAGGUUUCAAAAUGUGAUUUGGUUUAAUUGUAAUUAACGGUUGCUUUUCUUGAACCAAACGUUUUUUGGUUGUUUUUUGUUUUCUCAUGUUAUUCAUGAGACUCAGGGAAAUGUUGUGUUGGUCUGCUUAUAACACAAUUGUAGCAAAAUAAACAUAUCAUUUCUGUACAUA